UGCACGCGGUGAGGGAGAUACGCAGGAGAAGCUGGCUGGCGGUGCUGAAGAUGGCGGAUGGUGACAGUGGGAGCGAGCGCGGUGGCAGUAGCGGAGGAGGGGGAGGUGGGAGCGGGUUCCAGCACUUUCAGAGAGAGCAGGAAACCCAGGAGCUGGCAUCCAAGCGUCUGGACAUCCAGAACAAACGCUUCUACCUGGACGUCAAGCAAAACAACAAGGGCAGGUUCAUCAAAAUCGCUGAGGUCGGGGCCGGGGGAUCCAAAAGUCGCUUGACGCUAUCCAUGUCAGUUGCAGCGGAGUUUCGCGACUACCUGGGGGAUUUCAUAGAGCACUACGCCCAAUUGGGGCCUAGCAGCCCGGAGCAGAUCGCACAGUCCUCAGUCGGAGAGGACGGGGGGCCUAGGCGAGCCCUGAAGAGCGAGUUCUUGGUCCGGGAGAACCGUAAAUACUACCUCGAUCUGAAGGAAAACCAGAGGGGGAGGUUCCUGCGGAUCCGACAGACCGUCAACCGAGGGCCUGGGUUUGGAGUAGGGGGGCCGGGUGGAGGCAUGCAGGCCGGCCAGACCAUAGCUCUUCCGGCCCAAGGUUUAAUAGAGUUUAGAGACGCCCUUGCCAAGCUUAUAGAUGAUUACGGUGGGGACGACGAAGAGUUGGCUGGUGGAACGGCGGCCGGGGGCUAUGGGGAGUUACCCGAGGGCACAUCCAUCAUGGUUGACUCAAAACGGUUCUUUUUCGACGUCGGGUCCAACAAAUACGGCGUGUUCCUGCGAGUGAGCGAGGUCAAACCGAGCUACAGGAACUCUAUCACCAUCCCGUUCAAAGCGUGGGGGAAGUUCGGAGGGGCUUUCAGCCGCUACGCGGAGGAGAUGAAAGAGAUCCAGGAGCGACAGCGGGAUAAAAUGUACGAAAGGAGAGAGGAGUCCGAGGGAGAGGAGGUGGAUGACGACUGAGUAGUUGAAACAGCUGAUAGAGUUCAGUUCACCCAGUGAGAUCUGCAAUAGGAUAUGUGGCAGAAAAUACAGAAAUGAGAGAUUUAAAGUGCAUGACGAAUCGAAGUUUAAUACUAAAAAAUAUCGUGGCGUAAAAAGUAGCCUAUUUGACACGGGAACUAGUUUUGAUGUAUUAAAACCUGGAGUUGUGUUUGAGGGUUGAAUGGGGUGUGAGUAAAAAAGUGAAAGUUAAGGGAAUAAGUGUUCUGUAAAUGAGACCUUUCUCUUGGGUUUAAAAAACUAUUUAAAUUCUUUUGUAAAAAAAAAAGGAAAAACCCCUAAAACCAGCAGCUUGGUUUUCAUAACAAUUUAAGAAACCAAUGAAAUCUUUAUAAUAAAUGUUUCCUUUAAAAUAUAUAUAUUUAAGAGUAAGGAGUUGACCCCAUGAUUUAACUAUUAUUUCCAUUGCUCUUUGUAAGGAGAGAACCAGCAUCCAUUGUAUUCCUGUUCUAGGUCUCUCCUAUCUGGGCAGUGUGUGUGGGAUCCUUACAAGUUAGUGAAAGUAGUAGGAAGGAAUGUCUAGAAUGCUGCUGUCAUUUUGUGGAGGUUUAUAUUUGGUGCGUUAACUGAUGGAGUGAAGGUGGAGCUAUAUAACACAGGUUGUGCCAUAGCAUGCCCCUUAACUGACGAUUACCAUGAGAAACGUUACUGAGGUCACUAUUCUGCAGGCCUUUCUAAAGGCCCCAGACCCUAAAUUGGAGCCUUGUGCUGAAGUACCUUGCUCUCAAUAUCACAUCACUCUCUAGACAAACAGGGCCUCAGCCUCAAUGGUGGAUGACUGAAUGCUUGAUUUUUAGUUUUAAAUAUAAGUACCUGGCAAUAUUAACUAAGUCUGUUUCCCUGGAGUUAAUUAUCUUAAAAGUAAAAUAUUCUGUCUGAGAGCAGAGUCGUGUCUACUCACAGCAUGUAGUCUGGUAUCAAGAGUGGCAGGGCUGGAAACCAAUCAGCAACCAGAAAGGACAGUGUUUUCCUGCUGCGUGCAUCUUGUCCUAUGGGAGCCCGCCCUCAACAGCGACAUACAGACGGGACCUCCGCUUACCCAAAACACACUGUGGGAGGCUUCCGAUCUGACCAUUGGAAGUGAUCGCUGGAUGAAAUCCAGAUGGACUUCUGCUGCUGUCACCUAGCCAGCCGAGAGAGAGAGAGAGAGAGAGAGUGUGUGUGUGUGUGUGUGUGUAGGGCGUCAAUGAUAAGUUGCCACCCGCCCCUCAGCUAUGUCCUGGCUGGGGAAGACCACACACACGUGCCCAUGCUUUUGCACCGUCACGCCACUGACAUCACACACACACUAUGCCUCUGGACAGUAUAACGUAUGGAUGGAUGGUUUCCUUUUUAUUUCAAAAGACAACUAUAUUGAAAGAUUAUACUUGUAAGAAAGAAGAUACUGAAAAAAACCAGCAUACAAUAUUUUUUAAAUACUUAAUAAAGAAAAGGAGAAAUGUAUGUGAAUUAUAAUGCAGGCUUAUUUCAUGAAACAAAACUGGGAUGCAACCGAAUUGUCCAUGAUUGUUUUUUUUUCUUAUUUUCACUUUCAUUUGUUGGUUUUCUCCCAGAGAGUGAAGAAAUAACACUUCUGUUGAUUAAAAAGAAUAUAAAUCCAA
Messenger RNA from Esox lucius (northern pike), 2590 nucleotides. RefSeq names its product purine-rich element binding protein Bb (gene purbb). NCBI's taxonomy places the organism in Eukaryota, Metazoa, Chordata, Actinopteri, Esociformes, Esocidae. Gene Ontology annotation, cellular component: nucleus. Gene Ontology annotation, biological process: regulation of transcription by RNA polymerase II. Gene Ontology annotation, molecular function: purine-rich negative regulatory element binding; DNA-binding transcription factor activity, RNA polymerase II-specific; RNA polymerase II transcription regulatory region sequence-specific DNA binding. The coding region runs from base 51 to 950 and encodes 299 amino acids. The record is from RefSeq and is a predicted model, not a curated record. The transcript has a single exon.